Messenger RNA from Aspergillus puulaauensis, 1518 nucleotides. RefSeq names its product glycosyltransferase family 20 protein. Gene Ontology annotation, molecular function: alpha,alpha-trehalose-phosphate synthase (UDP-forming) activity. Gene Ontology annotation, cellular component: cytosol; alpha,alpha-trehalose-phosphate synthase complex (UDP-forming). Gene Ontology annotation, biological process: trehalose biosynthetic process; cellular response to heat. The transcript is spliced from 5 exons. Lineage: Eukaryota; Fungi; Ascomycota; Eurotiomycetes; Eurotiales; Aspergillaceae. The coding region runs from base 1 to 1518 and encodes 505 amino acids. The record is from RefSeq and is a predicted model, not a curated record.
AUGCCCAGCGUUGAAAACUCCCCUCAAAAUGAAUCGAGGCUUCUCCUCGUCUCGAACCGAUUGCCAAUCACGAUAAAACGCUCAGAGGAUGGCAAAUAUGACUUCUCCAUGUCCUCUGGCGGCUUGGUUAGCGGUCUGAGCGGUUUAUCGAAAACCACGACUUUCCAAUGGUACGGCUGGCCCGGCUUGGAAGUCCCGGAAGAAGAGAUACCUAUUGUGAAAGAACGGUUAAAGGAUGAGUACGGUGCUAUUCCAGUGUUCAUUGACGAUGAACUUGCAGACCGACACUACAACGGUUUCUCCAAUUCUAUUCUUUGGCCACUUUUCCAUUACCACCCCGGUGAAAUCACAUUCGACGAGUCCGCAUGGGAUGCAUACAAGGAUGCGAACCGCCUCUUCGCACAGGCUGUUGCAAGUGAAGUGCAAGAUGGCGACUUGAUCUGGGUUCACGACUACCAUUUGAUGCUCCUUCCAGAGAUGCUACGAGAGGAGAUCGGGGAUACCAAGAAAAACAUCAAGAUCGGAUUCUUCCUUCAUACCCCGUUUCCUAGCAGUGAGAUUUACCGGAUUCUUCCUGUACGAAACGAACUGUUACUAGGACUCCUACACUGCGAUCUCAUCGGUUUCCACACUUAUGAUUACACAAGACACUUCCUGAGCGCUUGCUCGCGGUUAUUGGGACUACCAACUACUCCCAAUGGAAUAGAGUUCCAAGGCAGGAUAGUUGCUUGUGGAGCUUUCCCCAUUGGUAUUGAUCCGGACAAGUUCAAGGAGGGGUUGAAGAAAGAAAAGGUCCAGAAGCGGAUUGCAACGCUGGAGCAGAAAUUCCAGGGUGUGAAGCUUAUGGUGGGUGUUGAUCGGCUGGAUUAUAUUAAGGGUGUCCCUCAAAAGCUGCACGCCCUCGAAGUAUUCCUCAGUGACCAUCCGGAAUGGGUGGGAAAGGUGGUCCUGGUUCAAGUAGCUGUUCCCAGUCGGCAAGAUGUGGAGGAGUACCAAAAUCUGAGGGCUGUUGUGAACGAACUCGUCGGCAGGAUCAACGGGAAAUUCGGCACUGUUGAAUUUAUGCCGAUCCACUUCCUCCACAAGUCGGUCAAUUUUGAUGAAUUGAUCGCCUUGUACGCUGUGUCCGAUGCUUGCAUCGUCUCCUCCACUCGAGAUGGUAUGAAUCUCGUCUCAUACGAGUAUAUUGCCACCCAGGAAAAGCGGCACGGAUCGAUGGUUCUGUCUGAGUUUGCCGGCGCUGCCCAGAGUCUUAAUGGCAGUAUAAUUGUCAACCCCUGGAACACCGAAGAGCUUGCAGCGGCAUAUCACGAAGCGGUUACAAUGAGCGAUGAGCAGAAAGCACUGAACUUUUCAAAGCUGGACAAAUACGUCAGCAAAUAUACAAGUGCCUUCUGGGGCCAAUCCUUUGUUACCGAGCUGAAGAGAAUCUCGGCGCAAACAGCAGAGAAAUUCCCCACCAAGGAGACGCCUCUGAACGGUGGCGUAUCUACAGACCAGGAAACUACGUCACAGUAG